This is a messenger RNA of Thyridium curvatum, 1053 nucleotides long. RefSeq lists its product as uncharacterized. NCBI's taxonomy places the organism in Eukaryota, Fungi, Ascomycota, Sordariomycetes, Thyridiales, Thyridiaceae. Gene Ontology annotation, molecular function: oxidoreductase activity. Bases 1 to 1053 code for a protein of 350 amino acids. The record is from RefSeq and is a predicted model, not a curated record. The transcript has a single exon.
AUGGCAACGCCCGAAACACCAAAGGUCGACCUCGACCACCUCAAAGGAAAGACAAUACUGAUCACUGGAGGGGCGUCGGGCUUUGGGGCGGCCUUCGCCAGGAAAUGGGCAAGCCAUGGAGCCAACAUCAUCAUUGGCGACAUGAGUGACGCCGCAGGAGAGAGUCUUGUUGCAGAGCUCCGGUCCAGCACAGGGUCUCAGAAUCAUUGUUACCAGCAUUGCGACGUCACGGACUGGCAGAGCCAAGUCGCGCUUUUCAAACUGGCAGUGAAGCAGAGUCCAUCUGGGCACAUUGAUGCCGUGGUUCCCAACGCUGGCAUCAGCGGCGAUACCAACUCCUCUCCAGGCAACUUUGAAGACCCCCAAGGUCUGGACGGAGAUGACCCUGCUCCGCCAAGGCUCAAGAUCCUCGAUGUCAACUUGACGGGUGUCAUGUACACUGUUCACCUCGCCAUGUUCUGGCUCGCAAAGAACAAUACCGAAAAAGCCCAGGGCAAGAACGAAAAUCAGCCCGAGGGCACAAGAGACAGGCACAUUCUCCUCAUCGGGUCGGUCGCAAGCUUGACACCGCUCGUGGGCGCUGCACAAUACACCGCUUCCAAACACGCAGUCACAGGUCUGUUCAGAAGCCUACGCGGCACAGCAUUCCAUCGAGGAAUACGCAUCAACUUGCUCUGCCCACACUUUGUCAAGACCGGACUGCUCAGCGACGGCGUAAUGCUGAUUCUCGCAGGCGGCGGCCUGGGCGAGGUCUCGGACGUGGUGGAGGCGGGCACGCAGUUCAUGGCCGAUAAGACCGCCUACGGGCGGUCCGUCGUAAUUGGCCCAAAGCUCAAGGUGGAGGACGGCGAUGACGGCGAGAUGAGGCUUGUGGAGAUACCCAGUGCGGAGGGCGAGGAGGGCAAGGGCAUCUGGGACUGCUUCGCCCACGACUACCAGAGCACCGAGGCAUUCUUUUACCGGUACACGCGCCUUCUCAUUGCCUUUGCCAAGAUGAGGGGAUGGGCUGGCUGGGCCAAGGACGUCUUCAAUGUAGUAUUCCGACGAAAAUAG